Molecule: messenger RNA, 5886 nt
Organism: Naegleria fowleri
Lineage: Eukaryota; Heterolobosea; Eutetramitea; Acrasida; Naegleriidae
Exons: 3
Coding region: 1-5886 (1961 amino acids)
Source: RefSeq, a predicted model, not a curated record
AUGAUAAUCAUUAUGAUGUUGACUCACGGAAUUGAUAAAUCUCAUCAGGAAACAUUCGACCUCUCUCUUUCCAAUAGAAUUUUCUUCUUUUACGGAACUCCAGAUCGUUUCAUCAACACCAAAGGUACCUACACGACUAAUUCAAAUUGUACCUGUCAACCUUCAUCACUCAGUCUUUCGAGUGAUGCUGCCACUACUCAAUAUUGUUAUUUCGAUACUCCCAAUUCGGUGACAAUAUUGACGACUCAACCUGGAUUUUGUAAUUUAUCAAUUUCGAAUAAUGUGGAUGAUUACUUUUUAUACAUUUCCGAUUUUUACUUGACACCAAAUGGAAAAGUUAUUCCACCACCAAAUGGAAAUGGUUUUCAUGACUAUGGAUUGAAUUUUACAAGUGGAAAUGUUCCUGUUUCGUAUUCUUUGUUUUACAUGUUGUUUGAGAGAUGUAAUAGUAAAUUAUUAAGGUCUUCUCUGAAUCCAUCGAUCAGUGCAGCAUUGACAAAGAGUGGAGUUUCAAAUUUACUUUAUAGUGCCACAUUGAGUGUUGCUGAUGUUCAAUCCUUGUUGGAUGUGGCGACAUUUGACAUUUAUCAACGAUAUAAGAGAUUGGAUUUUGAUGUUGUGAUGGACACUUUGAUUUAUCCAGUGAGUGAUGGAGUUCUCUAUUAUUCACCUUUGAAUGCUUCCAAGAUUGUUCUCUCACCAAGUAUUAUUCGAUUUGGAGAGUUGACAACAAUUGAGCUUGGAACAACUUUACACCCACUAUUCACACCAAGUAAUUCUCUCACUAUUACGAUAUGUGGCUCAAAUUUCACAUCCAUGAGUGGAUCUGUCAUAAUGGUGACUGAAAGUUUAGUGAGAGCUCAAAUUAUUUGCACAGAUCCAAAUUAUAGAAAUGGAAUGACCACUCUCAGUUAUUCACAAAGUGGAAAUGUUCCAGAUGGAGUGAAUUUGAAUAUUGCAAUUUUCGAAUUUGAUUCAACUGUGAAUAUUGCUUAUACGGGUUCAAGAAGUUCUUGUUCUCUCUUUGGACAAAAUAAUUUAAGAAUUUCAUUUCCUUCGAGUUCUUACUUUUCACAGUCCAUUGCACCUCUUGUGAGAUUUAGUAUGGUAGAACAGAGUGAUCCAUCCAGUACGUCUUUCUAUGAUUGUACUUGGUUUCAAAGUCAAGUGUUGGAAUGUCCAUGUCCUGCUCUGUGGGAAUUGAUGGUCACACCACCACAAGAAUUUAACUUUUUUUUAAGGCCAAGCAAUUAUGCAAAAAGUGUGCAAGACCAAAUUUCCAUUCGAUCCAACAAAAUUAUUGGAAAUCCUAAAUUACUUUUUGGAGAUUAUUUAAGACCAGAAAUUGUGGCACCUACUGCCGUGUAUUCUUUCAAUAUUACUCAACCAUCCGUUUACAAUUCAUCAAGUGGUAGCACAAUUACUGUGACAAAUAUUGAUGAAGUUUAUAUUAAUUCAGGAAUUGUGAAUUAUACUUUUUAUUUGGUCAAUUCGGUGGUAGAUUUGAAACCUGAAAAUCAAAUUUCAUGCACUCUUACAACAAUCAACUCAAAGAAUGGAUUGAAUUGUGAUUAUCGUGGUUUUUCCAAUCGACCAAACUCUCUUUCUAAUGUUUGUGGAUGUUCACCUUAUACAACAGACACUCGUUCUACUAGCAGUGGAAAUUCUGGAAAUUGUGAAUCGAAUUGUAAUUUGAAAAUCAUGUUUGCCAUUUCCAAGUCAUCCAUGACAUCACCAGCAACCUAUCUCACAAAGAAUGCACUUUCAGUUCUUCCUCCAUUGCAAAUUCAAUCCAUCAUUCCAGAUUCAGUUCUCUUGGAAAAUAUGAACAGUGUUAAUUUCACAAUUAUGACAAGCUUGGACAGCUUUGGAAUACCACCACUUUCUCAAACCAUUUAUUACAAAUUUGUGGAAGUGGAUGGAAACUCUGGCGCUGAAUUAUCGAGACUAUAUCAAGGAACAGCAUCCUUUGUGAAUUCGAAUCAACUCGCAUUGUCCACUGUGUUUGUAAAUAACAUUUCUUCAUCUGGAUUUUAUAUUUUAAAGAUUUCCAUGGAUGGUCCAUUCGGUACUUUUAGUACAGAUCAUGGAAUUCGAAGAUUGAGCGUCAUGGAUGCAAAUCUUGUGACAGUGACCAAAUUUGAAGAAUAUACAUUGGUCAAUUCGACUGCAGUUUCUGCAGGUUAUGCCGAUGAUACCAUCUCUCCUGCUGCCAAACCAUUCCGAAUUCUUGGUUCAAAUUUUCCAAAAUCAGAAACGAUCAAAAUUAAGCUCACCUUAAAGAGUACGCCAACCAAUUCAAAAACAAGAAAAAUCAUGGAAAAACUUUCAAGAAGCAAUUACAAGUCACACAUGAGAAGGGCCAUCACUUCCUAUCAAAAGAGAAUGAUUCAAUAUGCUCAACAAAAAAACAACAACAACAACAAUGGAACUAUUUCAUUCCUCGCCGAUUGCACCAGUUUCACAUCGACAGAAAUUCGAUGCAUGUCUCCCAAUAUUUUAUCGUCUGGCGUUGCACUUCCAUUAACAUUUGGAGUUACAAUUUCGUUUGAUGGAUUUUUCACAAGUGCUGUCUAUGUACCAAAGAAGAAUGGUCAAGAUUAUACAGUGACUGUUCGUGAAUCUGAAAUUCCAGUCAUUGUCCAAGCCAUUCCAACCAAGGGACCCAUUGAUCCAACCGAUGAUUCCAAAGGACCAGGUUUUCUAACAGUCACUUUAAAAGGUAUUACCACCGAUGUGACCAAAUGCAUUGUGGAAUACACCAAAGUGAUCGGAACCAAUGUUCAUGUCAAUUAUACAGUUCCAGUAGGAACACUUCUCACCAACGAAGAAUUCAAAUGUGUCAUCAAUACUGCUGCCUUAAAUGACACCAUUUCUCAGUACAAUAUGGGAGUUUAUCCAAGUCAACGUAUCACAUUUCCUGCCAAAGAUAGAUUCAAGAUUUUUCUUCAAACUUCAACCAAUUUAAAAAGUGAAGGAUUUCCAUUUGAAUUUUAUGAACAUCCAGUCAUUCAAAUGAUUUCUCCACUCGAAGUGGAUGCCAAAGGUGAAAAUUCAAUGAUUAUUUCUGCAGAUCCAAAUAAUGCUCCUUUCAAUUCUGAAUAUCGAAUUUACUUCAAGUUGGGAGAUUUCACUUCAGAGCAUGAUUGUCAAUUCAAUAGUGCAUUUGAAAUUAAUUGCACAACUCCAGCUCAUCCAGAUGGACCAGCCAGUGUUGCCAUCUCGUAUAAUAAUUAUCAAUAUGCAUACUCGACGAAUAGUGUCAAUGUGAAAGCUUGUGCUGCAGGAUUUUCUGCACCUGACUAUAUCAACACAUGUGAAGCAUGUCCAUUGGGAACUUACAAACCUUUGGAAGGAUUCUUUUCUUGCAUUCAGUGUGAAAUUGGAAGUUACAACAAUCAAACUGCUCAACCUAAAUGUGUGAAUUGUGGUGCUUUUAAAACCACAGUAUCUGUUGGAUCAUCUUCCAUCUUUGACUGUGAUUGUGAAAAGGGAUAUUAUCGACGAAAUGGUUCCUCUCCAGUGAGUGCUGAUUGUUGGCCAUGUCCAACAGGUGCCACUUGUCCUGGUGGAUCUACUUUACCCAUUCCACUUCCAGGUUAUUGGUGGGAUGCUGACAAUCCAGAAUCUCAAAAUGGAAAAAUUGUUCUUCUCAAAUGUGAUGAACCGAAUGCAGCGAUUCGUUGUCCAGGACAAAAUUUAACACUCGAAGGAAGAUGUGGCACUGGAUACACUGGAAUCAAAUGUGUUUCUUGUGUUCCUGGAUUGUAUUUCAAAAGUGGAGAUGUGUGUCAACAAUGUAAUGAGGAUAUUCAACUGCGUUUUUUGAUUGUCAUGGCAGUGAUUUUGAUAUUGGCCUUAUUGUUUUUCAAAUUUGCACAAUUGAAAGUUUCUCACUUGUCCAGUAUUAGUAUUGCUGUGAGCUAUUUCCAAAUUAUUGCUGUUUUCACAGUUUACAAUUUUGAAUGGCCUCAAAGUUUACAACAAGCGUUUGACACUCUCAAAUUCUUUAACUUGAAUUUGAAUAUUUUCGUUCCAGAAUGUGUGGCCAUCAUCAAUUAUGGUUUAAAGUGGGGAUUAACAUUGGCUCUUCCUGUAUUUUUCGGAGCUCUUUUAUUAAUUGCUUUUGGAUUGGAAUGUUUAAGAAGUGCUAUUCUCUCUAAACUUCCACUCGUUUCUAAAAUUCGAAAACAUCCAAAAAUUGUUUCUUGGUAUGACACGACUCACCGUCAUUUGAUCGUUCGAGUUCUCAAAUCGAUGAGAAGAGAUAUCAUUCGAUUAUUCCUCGUUCCUCGAUCGAAACGUGAAUUAAUGAAUUUUGGAGACAUGUUCAUUCACACCUUUAUUGUCAUUAUUAGUUUCAGUUAUGUAUUUGUAGUGACCAAAGCUGCUGAAAUUUUUGAUUGUCGUGAAACGACUGUGAAUGGCGUGAAAAAGUGGUUUGUGAGUGCUGAUCCAACUCUUUAUUGUUUUGAAGACACUUGGUGGGUCUAUUUCACAUUUGCCUUAUUGACCUUUAUUUUCUUUGGAUUGGGAACGAUUGUAUUAUUUGCUUACAUUUUAUGGAAGAAGAAUGACGAAAACAAGAGAUUCAAAUUCUAUGCAAGAUUUCGAUUUUUAUUUAUACGUUUUAGAAAUGGAAGAUUAUUUUGGGAAAUUAUUAUCAUUUUGAGAAAAUUGAGCAUUUCUGCUGCCAUCAUUUUCUUUUCAACAUGGCCCAUUCUGGUGAUUCUCUUUACCAUGUUCGUCAUUUUCAUGAGCUUUAUUUUACAAACACAUCAUGUCCCUUACCGAAGAGUCUUCCACAACGUGAUGGAAUAUCUCGUGUUGCUGUCCACUGAGUUUUUAUUAUUCUCAGGUUUAUUAUUUUAUGUGAAUAACUUCCCCAAUGAAGAGACAGCCUCAGCACUUGGUUAUUUGUGUAUCAUUACAGUGAUUGUGAGCUCAGUUGCCAUUCUCGUAUUGGUCGCUUUAGACUUUUUAUCUCAAUAUCUUUCCGAUCGAAGAAAGAAACAAAUGGAAGAAUUACGAAAGAAUCAGAAAGAAGCUCUUCAAGAGACCACACACGGUAGUAGCAACCACCACACACCUAUGGGUGCAUUCCUUGUGGAAUCCAAUCUUGAUAUUGAAUUGAAAGAUGAAAAUCAACAACCAUCCUUACAAAAACAAUCCUCACAUUCAUCAGCACAAGCUAGCAUGAUGGAGAAUGGUGCUGCUACAUCCAGUGUCAUCACUAUUCCUGUUCAAGAAACUCCUCAUCACGAGGAACCACAAGAAACUCGUUCUCGUUCUCGUGAGGUACCUUUGAAACAAAUUCGAAUCAAGAAUCAAUGUCUACACUUGUGGACUCUCUUCACUGAAUACUUGAAAAAGAUUGAAGGAGAGUCUCUCGAUGCCGACCUCGAAGAAUACGACGAGGAUCGUUUGUGGGAUAUGGAACUCUUGGAUCGAGGCCUUCCUCUUGUCAUUAAGAAACCACAACAAUAUCAUCAUUCAAACAAAGAAGAAGACUCAACAGCAGAUCUGUCCUCCUCUGCUGCAAUUGUUGUUGUGGGUGGUGUGGGAGGUAGUAAGAACACAACGACGAUUGCCGAUCAUGGCAGUUCCAUGAUUAAUGAAAUUAAGCUGGUGAGUGACGAUUGUGAGGAUGAGGAUGCCUUCUCUUCCAGAACACAUUCACAUCGACAACAACCACCACCAUCAAAGGGAGUGGAUCCAAAGACUCUCUCACGACUCGUGUUGGCUCGAUCCAGCUCUGAUGUCAGAUCUCAGAUGAGUCAUCACAGUAAUAAUAGUUGUAGUACCACUAAUAGUCAAACGAAUUUAUUGAGGCAUGAUACUAGUUCAAUAGGAAAUAACAACAAUAAUUCGAGCAUGACUGAGUAA